UGUGAAUGUCGUCUUUGGUUUAUUAUUCUGUUAAAAACAUUUUUUGCCCUGAAAGUACCCUACAUUAUGAGCCUCAUAUAUCAAGCCCAGCAAACAAUAAACAGAACCAUACGUUUACACAGGAAAAUGUCCAGACAUAUGCAUAACUCCUUUAUCAUAUCUGUACAUCUGUAUGCAAUGCCUCACUGAAAACACAGCAGCUCAGUAAAUAUGAAGUUCAUGGCCAAAUCAAAUGAACAAAUAUUGGUUUUCAACUGAGAGAACCAUGUAAUGGGGAUCCUGGAAAAGCUAUGAUAAAGCCAUUAAACAAUUGUGCUUACCCUUUACUGAACUGAUUAAAACAACAGAAAACAUUGAUCAUUACUUUUAAAUUAAAUUCAGCUACAGCCAUGUGUCUCUUACGAAGUUAUAAUGAGCGAGGGGUCUCUUAAGGUGGUUAGAAAGCAUGUUGUAACUUGUAAGUGACUUAGGGAUACACAUAAUAAUGUUUUGUGCAUAACAGUAUGGGAAGAUACCAGAGAAGGCAGUUAGAUAUUGAACAGAGUGCAGUGGUAGCUUAGUUAAGACUAGUUGAGUCAGCCAUCCAUUAUCUAAACCACUUAGUCCUGGCCAGGAUCUCUCUCUACUUAUGUGAACCUGCAUUUCUGUGAGAGGGAACCAAACUACACAGAUGUGAACAUGCAAGCUCCACACAAAAAGGCCCCAGCUGGGAAUCAAAAUUGGGAUCCUUCUUGUCCUGUUGCCCCCAGUCAAUUCAAGUAGUCUCAAAGACCAAACAAUGGUGGGGGCAUGUUUCCAUGUUUCCAAAAUUCGCAUUAUUCAUUUAACUCUAACAGAGUAUAUUUGCAUCCAAUACAUUUUAGUCAUUUGGCGGACACUUUUAAUCGAAAACGAUUUACAAGGGCAUAGGUUCUUCCACAAAAAAAACCGGAGUUAGACCAUAUGAACUCUAAGAUUUAACACUGGUUGUUUUACUGCGUCAGAACCUUAAACACUGGGCAACCGAAAUAGGGCUAUGAAUGGUUUAUGAAUCAAAAGCAUAUGCCGACAGCAAAACCAAAAACUAAGGUGGGACAGACAGCCACUUAUGCAUCCAUUUCCACAACCACCUGCGAAAAGAUGGCACCUAUUUGAAAAGUCAACUGGGGCACCGCUAUUUUCUGGAACUGCAGUCGUCAUAGCGAAGAGAAAAGCGAGUUUCGAACGAGCAUCCCUGCCGGCUUAUCCGCCCGCCACACCAGACCGCGCGCGCGCACACGCGUACACAGGACCUCAAUACCGGCGGAGAGUGGCACACAGGCACCAUUCAGCGCCACUGCUCUCAAAACCACAGCAACAACAACAGCAUCACAACCACUCACACUGCAGCAAAAGCCAAACUAGACUUGAAUACACUGUGGUAUGACACGCAGAUAAUUGGAUCAAUGUAAAAAAUAUAUAUCCAUUUUUUUCAGUUCAUGCAAAGGGACGGCAAAGGACUACACUUAAGAAUUUUUUUUUAUUGCACGGAAAUUUAAAACAGAAAAUUGUAAGUGGUACCCUGGGACAGCUGGUAUAGUUUCUAAGGAACACAUCCUAAAGAAAACCAGUUUCUCCUCCAGAACGGAGCACCCAUCAACCGAUUUACUGCACCAGAUAUCGACUAAGCACCACCCUGAGCAGCCCCAACCACAGUCGCAGACAUGGAAGAGAUGGACCUGCCCCAGAUGAAGAAGGAGGUGGAAAGCCUCAAAUACCAGCUGGCCUUCAAAAGGGAGAAGUCCUCCAAAACAGUCACUGACCUGGUGAAAUGGAUCGAGGACGGGGUGCCCGAGGACCCCUUCCUGAACCCCGAGCUGAUGAAGAACAACCCCUGGGUGGAGAAGGGCAAGUGUGCCAUCCUUUAACAGACCGGCCCUGUGAGAGCAGCACCACCCCUCCCUCCCCCUCCCCCCCCACCCCCACCCCCGGUCCAACACUGUGCUGCAGGCCCAUCGCAGGACAGCGCCCCCUUCUCUCACUGCGAAUGUACAACAUCCGGCAUCGACAUGAAACACCAAGAAAAAACACGCCGACUCAUAAUCAUUGUAUAGCCAUUGCAAGAAUUGGAAAACGAGACUCCUUUUAUGAUAUACUUAUGUCUAUAUAUGCAGAUCAUAGUUUUAUCCUCGAUUCUACUUUGUCGUUGUCGCUGCUGCUUGCGCAUUUUAAAAUUUAUAGCGGCAACUCCACACUGCCAGUGAUGGGUGUUUGUUUCCCCGCAGCCAGACGCACGUGACGUGAUGACAUAUAGCAUACUCACUGAAACACGGAUUUGUGUGCAAGUAUCAACCCAUUUUACGUUUUAGAAUCAUCUUCUUUAUUUAUUUAUUUAUUUAUUUAUAGACUGAUGCACCACUUGAGUCCUUUGGGCUCUGUCAGAUUUCAAUGUUGCUGUAAAACAUUCUGUUUGGACCUGCACUCUGUUCCUCAUUUGGAAAGAAGUUAACUCAUUUUUUUGCCAUUUCACCAUCAAAUACUGCCUUGUACACUGGUUCCUUAAAGAGAAUGUAUAUGUACUGCUGGUGGUUAGACAGCUGUUAGCAAGCUCUGCACUGUCUUGUGUGUGUGGGGUAGUGACAGUAGUUGUACACCGGCUAAAUCUAUGGCCGAGAUGUUCAACAGCACAACCUGUCCACUACUGACACUUCAGAAGAAAGGCAAGAAUAUGGUUUUAACUCUUGUUUGUUUUAUAUAUAGAUAUAAAACGGUCUAUCUAGCUAUGUAUAACUUGAUAACUUGUAAGAGUGCUUUGAGAAAUUAUGCAUAAGAUAACAAGUACUAGUUCAAUGAUGAUGAGCAAUAAAUGACAAUUUUUUAUUGAAUGUUUUACAAAAAUGUUUGUCAUAUUGAAUAAAGUAGAGGAUUUUUAGACA
Messenger RNA from Conger conger (European conger), 2894 nucleotides. RefSeq names its product guanine nucleotide-binding protein G(I)/G(S)/G(O) subunit gamma-13. Bases 1683 to 1886 code for a protein of 67 amino acids. Gene Ontology annotation, cellular component: heterotrimeric G-protein complex. Gene Ontology annotation, biological process: sensory perception of taste; phospholipase C-activating G protein-coupled receptor signaling pathway. The record is from RefSeq and is a predicted model, not a curated record. Gene Ontology annotation, molecular function: G-protein beta-subunit binding. The transcript is spliced from 3 exons. Lineage: Eukaryota; Metazoa; Chordata; Actinopteri; Anguilliformes; Congridae.